AGUACUAGGAAAUUUUUAAGUUUUAGAUAUGUUUGAGUCAAAGUUUUAAGAUUUAGAGUUUUUUUUUUUAAUCUAGGACGUUUUCACUGCUUUUCAGUUUCUAAAGAUACAGUUGACAAAUGAAUUUGUCUCGCUCUGCUCAUGUUUAGUCUAUGGAGUUUUUUUUUUUUUUUUUUACAUUUUCAAAUGUCACUGAGGUUUGAAGUUUACUAAGCAGAUGUUUGAAAUCCAAACAAAAAUCAGCAGUCAUACCCUCCGGAUUGUUUAUUUUGUGAUAAAACGAGGAGUUAUGGUUGUCACACAUGAUAAACGGGAAAAGAACCAAAACAUUCCUGGAAACCUGCAGAUUGUUUUAAACCAUAAGAACCCCUGCAUUCUGGUUUGCUCUAGAGCUGUUCACAUUGGUAAGUGAUGAAGAGUGGAGCUCCAUGUUAACUCUUUGUCCUCCUCAGUGGGUGGGUGCUCCCUCCUGCCAGAGAGGCAGCUACGCCUUCUACAAGUCGGUGAGCAGCAGAGCUCAGCCUGACGGGCCGCUCCAGGUGUGGAAGCUCGGCGAGUUCUACUUCAUCCAAUGUGGGCCGGAGGAUCCCGUCUGCAUCGCCGAGGUGACCUUGCUGUGGGAAGAUCAGGCUCGGCGCCACCUGCUGGCCAGUGCCCGACUCUACUUCCUGCCUGAGGACACUCCAAAGGGCCGAACCAGGGAGCAUGGAGAGGUAGCGUGUUUAAGGAUUUGUUGUUUUAGGUGUUUAGAGAUAAUUGAUAUAAUUUAUUUAAAGUUUUCUCCUCAAUCUCUUUGUCAUCAACCUAAUUCUGAUUUUUAUUGUCCGUUAAUCAACCUGUUAUUAUUGGUUAUCAAAAUCAAAUCAGAUUCAUAGUAAGUGAAUCUGAAG
Poecilia latipinna (sailfin molly) is the source of this 890-nucleotide messenger RNA. RefSeq names its product AT-rich interactive domain-containing protein 5B-like. Lineage: Eukaryota; Metazoa; Chordata; Actinopteri; Cyprinodontiformes; Poeciliidae. The record is from RefSeq and is a predicted model, not a curated record. Bases 429 to 875 code for a protein of 148 amino acids. The transcript is spliced from 2 exons.